Messenger RNA from Drosophila novamexicana, 1171 nucleotides. RefSeq lists its product as uncharacterized. The transcript has 3 exons. NCBI's taxonomy places the organism in Eukaryota, Metazoa, Arthropoda, Insecta, Diptera, Drosophilidae. The coding region runs from base 157 to 399 and encodes 80 amino acids. The record is from RefSeq and is a predicted model, not a curated record.
AUGCCCGCUAGAGCAUUUUAUUUGCAUUUAAUUUAUUAAUACAUUUAAUUAAACUCAACGCAGAACGCUCGGAACUGCAUAAUAGAGGAGACGUCAAUAGAGAGCAGCGCAUUCAUUUUACUCACACAUAUAAUAUAAUAAUUGCUUGUACGGACCAUGAAAACAACUAAUAUCGGAUUGUACGCAUUUCGUUUAACCUUCGGACAGGCACCGCCGCUCUCCGCACAGGCCACGGCGCACAGCAGUCAUGCGUUCACCACCAGCUCCUCGUCGCCGAACCGUGUGGUGACCCGCUCGGCCACAAUGUUGGCCCUGUUCGGCAUUGCGCUCUCCUCGUUCAGCCUGAAGCAGCUGCUGGCCAAGAAGCACAACAAACACAAUGCGCUGCGCAAGCUCUAAGCCAAAGGUCGGGUAACACGGGAGGAGAUCAGAUGUAAAGCGAGCAGCGUCCCUUGGCCAUGUCCUGGGCGUCCCAACUCAGUUCCCAUGCUCAUAUGUAGUGUAUAUUUCUUUAAGUUAAGUCAUCAGCCAUAAGCCCAUACACACACACACACCCACACACACACACAGAGGGAGAGAAGGCAGCGACAUGGCUAAAUGGAGCUCGAGUGUUCAGUUAUAAAACAUUAUGCGUUGGAAGUCAGUCACACAUAUAUAUUAUAUUUUUUGAGUUGCACCGAUUAGUAUAUGUAUGUAUAUAUAUAUAUAUUCUUGUUCGCACACACACACACACAACACACAGGCAGACACACACAGAGAGAGAAGCUUGCAACGGUUGCGCCAUGCCAACAAAAAUUUGAAUAAAACUUGUGAUAGUUAAUUGUCUACUAAUGAUGAUGAUGAUGAUGAUCGUGAUGAUGAUGAUGAUGUUCUAAGUGUCAGCUGUGCGGCCUCCUAUGCAAUCCUCAUUUGCCUCCUUUAGUUCUUAUAUAUAGAGUCUGUGUAAACAAGUCGCAAUAUAUACAUAUAUAUAUAUAUAUAAAUUUAUAUUCCUAGUUAUGCAAAUUCUAAAUUUUAAACAAUUAUGAGAAACGACUAAGUGAAUGUUUAUGAAAACGUGGGAAUAGUCCAAUUGCCAAGUUUAUAUAUGGGCUGCGCUUGUGCGGCACAGUAUAAAAUUUUAGUUUUAGUUCAAAUGAAUAUGCUUCAAAUAAAUGCAUUAUUAUCAAAA